Molecule: messenger RNA, 2653 nt
Organism: Dendronephthya gigantea
Lineage: Eukaryota; Metazoa; Cnidaria; Anthozoa; Malacalcyonacea; Nephtheidae
Product: CSC1-like protein ERD4
Exons: 13
Coding region: 129-2372 (747 amino acids)
Cellular component (GO): plasma membrane
Molecular function (GO): calcium-activated cation channel activity
Source: RefSeq, a predicted model, not a curated record
ACACGUCUCCUAGCUCCCGCUCGACUGCUCAAGCAUACAGAAUAGUUUGCAUUGCCGUGUCGACUUGAUGGUGUUCUUCAUAUAUUGUGCUUGCAAAUAUAUCACUUUUGUCGACAGAAGAAAGGAAAAUGUUCUUUAAGGAUUUGACUAGUGGGCUUUUGGGCAAUGUCUCUACGACUGGUAACAGUACAGACGAAGGCAAGGCGCCAGAGGUUAGCGCAAAAGCGUUAAUAGUAACAUCUGUAACAAAUGGAUUUCUACUUGUUGUGACUCUUAUGAUAUUCUUCCUUCUUCGUCAUAAAUUCCCGCGAGUGUAUACUCCUCGGCUUCUUCUCAAUGGACUGGACUCCUCAAUUGGAAAACUACCAAAUAAUUUAUUAGGUUGGCUAGUCCCAGCUUUAAAAGUUAAAGAUGAAGAAAUACUGCGGUAUUUAGGACUUGACGCUUUAAUGUUCCUCCGGUUAUUGCGUUUGUGUUUUAUAUUUACCAUCAUAAUUUUACCCUAUGGACUGAUCGUUGCUCUUCCUGUAAACUAUCACGGAGGAGUGUCUGAUACAGAUGAUUCGAUUGCGGGUCUAGACCGUCUAACAAUGGGUAAUGUUAAAGCCAAGUCCAGCUUGUUAUGGGUACAUUUUAUUGGAGUUUGGAUGUACACUCUGGUGAUAUUGUACUUCUUGUAUCGCGAGUAUGUUGCAUAUCAGAGAUUUCGGCAGCAAAGUUUAUCUAAUGGGGAUAAAUAUCAUCAUCGAUACCUUGUAAUGUUACAAGAUAUACCGAAGGAGCUUCAAAGUCAAGACAGAAUGAAGGACUAUGUUCUUGAGCGUUUUCCGGAUCAGACUUUAGAUGUGUAUGUUCUAGAAGAUGAUACAGAGUGGAAUAAACUUAUUAAAAAAUAUGUGAAGGCACAAAGGGGUUUAGCUGCAGCAAAUACUGAAUAUCAUAAAACAGGUAUCAGGCCAAAACACCGUCUGAAAAUGUUUGGUAUGACUGGUUCCAUGGUAGACAGUAUAUCUUUUUAUCAAGAAGAAGUAAAGCAUUUGAAAGGAGGGCUGGAGGCUGAAAGAAAUUGUUCACAUCAGAGUUUAAAUCAUUGUUUUGUUGCCUACAAAUCCCAACGUGAGGCAGCCAUUGCUGGAUAUGGCCUUGCAUGGGACCAUUAUACAGAUCAAAUGCAAGCAAGAGUUUGUCCAGAAAAAGAUGACAUUGUUUGGGAAAAUUUAAAAAGAGAUAGACGACUUAGGUUUGUCAUUUCGCUGGUGAUGAACACCGUUGUACAAUUUUUACUUAUUUUUUUCUGGACGGUUCCUGUUGGUAUUGCAAGUGCCAUGGUCUCUUUUGAGAAAAUGGAGGAAAAACUACCAUUCCUUAAAAAUUUGGAGAAACUCGGCCCUGUUGCUACGGGAUUUAUUUCAGGAUUCCUGGCAACUGUUGUUGUAGUUGCAUUCUUUGCGUUGCUGCCAAUGAUACUGGCGUUUCUAUCUUAUAUUAAGGGAACUCAAACGCAUAGUGAAAUUCAAAAGGAUGUUCUGGAAAAGCUUUUUGUUUUCAAGGUGUUAAACCAGUUCGUGAUAUAUAUAUUGGGAAAUACGAUGUUGGAAAGACUUUCAGAGGUACUUGAUCAUCCGUCAGAAAUCCCAUCAGUUAUGGCGAAAGAAAUGCCAUCUGCAGCGAAUUUUUUCAUCAAUUUUAUUAUGUUACGAGCAACAACCAUCUUUGGAAUGGAGCUAUUGAGAAUCGUUCCUCUUAUUCUUAUAAAUUUCAAGAGAAAAUUUUUGGUAAAGAGUGCAAUAGAAGAAAAAGAAUCCUGGGAGGCGCCUGAAAUGUGGUAUUCAACACAGUAUGGCGAAAUUUUAUUGGUAUUCAUCAUUGCUAUCUCGUACUCAGUCCUCGCUCCGCUUGUCAUUCCAUUUGCAAUGUUGUAUUUUGGAUUUGGUUAUGUCACGUGGUUAAAUCAAUUAUUGUUCGUUUACGUACCGAAAUGGGAGGGCGAUGGAGAAAUGUGGCCAAUUAUAUUUCACAGGAUGAUGGCGUCAAUUGUUGUGUUUCUGUUGUUUAUGAUGGGUUUGUUUGGAUUAAAACAAUACGCAGUCCUUCCUAUUCUAAUUCUUCCACUCUUAGUGAUAUGUAUAAUUUUCUGGUAUAACGUGAACCAGAUGUUCGCCAAACAAUGCGCUGCGCUGACAUUCACGUCUUGUACAAAAAUACGUGAUCUUAGCCCGGAUUUAAUAGAGGAAACAUUCCAGCAGUACAAACGUAACGAAAAUAUUCCUGAAUUCCCAAAUGAGGACUCUGAUGAAGACCAGGAAAAACUUCGAUCAAUGGAAGUUCGAGAGUCUGGGGAGAGAGACAAUCUUUUAUCAGGAGACGAUUAAACUCGUGCAAAUACAACACAGUAUAAAAACAUGCAAACACGACACUACAUAAAUACACGCACACGUGCAAUUGUAAAAUUUCAUGAAAGGAAAAACAUCUUCCUUGUUUUCUGAGACAGAACCUGAAUGGCGCAAGAAAUCAGUACACAGGUUAGCACUGAGUUGGAAAAUAUUCCUACAUCAAAGCUAUCAAAGUCAAAGCUUCAAUACAAAUUUGUAUAAAACCGUACAAAUGUUAAUAGAAAAUAAAAAACGCUCAAGUUUUGUGUAUAUGCUAACUA